GACGGGCCGGGGUCAUGGGUUGUUGAGGCGCUGCCCAGGAGCCGACCCCGGCGGCUGCGGCGUCCCCGUGGCCAGCGGCCGGCAGCAGCGCGCCGAGGCCGAGCAGAGCGCGCGGCGCCGCGGGCCGCUCACCCGGGAAGAUGCUGCUGUCGCUGGUGCUGCACUCGUACUCGAUGCGCUACCUGCUGCCGGGCGUCGUGCUGCUGGGCACGGCGCCCACCUACGUGCUGGCCUGGGGGUUCCUGCGGCUGGUGUCCGCCUUGCUGCCCGCACGCUUCUACCAGCGGAUGGACGACCGGCUCUACUGCGUCUACCAGAGCAUGGUGCUCUUCUUCUUCGAGAACUACACCGGGGUGCAGAUAAUCCUAUAUGGAGAUUUGCCAAAAAAUAAAGAAAAUAUAAUAUAUUUAGCAAAUCACCGAAGCACAGUUGACUGGAUCAUUGCUGACAUGCUGGCCAUCAGGCAGAACGCUCUUGGACAUGUGCGGUAUGUGCUCAAAGAUGGCUUGAAAUGGCUUCCACUGUAUGGGUGCUACUUGUCUCAGCAUGGAGGAAUCUAUGUAAAGCGAAGUGCCAAAUUCAACGAGAAAGAGAUGAGAAGCAAGCUGCAGAGCCACGUGGCUGCAGGAACUCCAAUGUAUCUUGUGAUAUUUCCAGAGGGAACAAGAUAUAAUCCAGAACAAAGCGAAGUCCUUUUAGCUAGUCAAACAUUUGCUGCUCAGCAAGGUCUCCCAGUGUUAAAGCAUGUGCUAACACCAAGAAUAAAGGCAACUCAUGUCGCGUUUGAUUCUCUGAAGAAUUACUUAGAUGCAAUUUAUGAUGUUACAGUGGUUUAUGAGGGCAAGACUGAUAAAGGGCAGCGGAAAGAAUCGCCCUCCAUGACCGAAUUUCUGUGCAAGGAAUGCCCAACCAUUCACAUACACAUAGAUCGUAUAGACAGGAAAGAUGUCCCGGAAGAGGAGGCGUACAUGAAAAGGUGGCUGCAGGAGCGCUUUGAGAUCAAAGAUAAGUUGCUUUUAGAAUUUUAUGAUUCACCAGAUCCUGAAAGAAGAGACAGAUUUCCUGGGAAGAGUGUUCAUUCCAAAUUAAGUCUCAAGAAGACUUUGCCAUCAGUACUGGUCUUGAGUGGUUUGACUGUUGGCAUGCUUGUGAGCGAGACUGGGCGGAAGCUGUAUGUCAACACGUGGAUAUACGGAACCCUCCUUGGCUUCCUCUUGGUGGUUAUUAAAGCCUGAACAGGUAGCUGUCUCCUAUCUGCGCGGCUGCACACAGUAUCAAGUUGUUUCCUGAAUUUACCUUAUUGGCCGAACAUUGGAUAAGACAGAAUCUGUGACUAAAGUGAAUAGGUGAUUGGGCAAUCACACGGUUUUACUUUGGUGCUGGAGAUGCAGGUGAGGUCACGGCUUCCGGAGACUGCCCGUCUCCCCAGUUCUGAGCUCUGCACCCGGGAAGAUGAGUGGGUGCUUCUCUGUGGCCGUGGUGUGCUAAACAUUCAUUUGCAGCCCUUUGCCAUAUUGAUUGGUUAUUUCCAAUUUGCCGCUGGCAGCUCCGCACUCUUGCCUAAGUGCCUCACCUUGCAGCUGUGUAUUGGCUGUUUGCUUCAUCUCUGUGCAUGGGCGAAAAUAGUGUCUCAGCCUUGAGACGUUCGAGGAGUGGGGCAGCUGCUCACGGGAGGCUCUUGUUGCCCACGUGACCUUGUGGUUUGACCUCGUGUUUGCAGAAUGGGUCCCAUCCCUACCACUUGUGUAAGUUGGUUACCUUCUGCACCUGGUACUGCACACCGAAGAGUGAUGUGUUCAACACGACAUGGAGUUUAACAUGGUGACUCUAGUUCGUUGUAGUAGAACUUGAAACUGCUCAGCUUCUAGAAAGUUGAAGCCAUGCUAUCUGUACCUUCCACAGUUGUGCCACAAGUGCUUGCAAACAUUCAAGUUUCCUGUUGGUUUUUUAUGUCAGAGUAAUCAGUGUGGACCUGAUUGGACCCGAGUCCUCUGAUCCUGGAAAAGAUAGGAGCCUACAGACCUUUUAUCUGUUUCUGCUUGGUCUCCUAGAAUCUGUGAUCCAAAGCGAGUGUCACCAUGGCAGACUUCCUCCUGGGCCUGGUCCUGCUCCUGGGGAUUCCCGCCAGCGGUGCUGCCCGGGACUGGCCUGGUGGACACCGAGCAACCGCAGAGCCAGCCGCUGUGCCUUGGUGCCAGGUGAACUCUGAAAGCUUCCCCAGCUACUGCAGAGGCAUUGGAGCUUUGUCUCGUGUCAAGAAAUUCACCUUCUUCCUGCCACAACGGACAGACUUCAUGAAUAAACUCGGCAUCUCCCAUUGCUUAACGGAGCCGCGGUCAGGUGGACCGCUGAGGACGGGCGGAGUUGCAGGAACCGCGCGUGGUUCACAGGCGUGGGCUGCUGUGUCCUGAAGACGCCGCGUCACGUGUGAGCUGCUGUUUCUGCAUUACCCUUUGAACUUGACGGCCUGCUGGUCCUUUUCAAUAACAUUACUGCUCACUGCUAGCUGAUUUUUGUUACAAAAUAAUGCCAGUGGCCCAGAUGAAUCUCACCAAUUGAAUCAUGUUAAAAUUUUUAAGAAGGGAAUUUUUCUGACUUGCUACACUGCUUCUUCAGAACCAGAGAGUCAGCCAUUCCGGGCAGCUGUUGGGGGGUCAUGUGGUGUGACCUGGUUUCCGUUGUGUGUUGUUCUGUACGUCUGCUCCGCUCGUGUUUGUGUAAUCCCAGGGACGGAGUGGGGACAGGGUGAAAAAUCAUCAAGAGUUCUGAAUGCCAAUUGUAACUUUCUGUUUCCUGUAAAGUGAAAUUUAGUUUGAUCACAUGUUUUAGUUUAAAUCCAUUUAAAUUUAGAACUUGUUUCCUACAAGAAAGCAAGAAGUUUUAGAACUUGAAGUGUCAUGAGUGCGUUCUAAGACAGCACUGGGAUCGUGUGGCAACGUGGCCUGUGUCGGGGCCCUGAGUGCCACGCCUCAGGCUGGGGCCUGCGUGCUCCUCGCAAAAGGCCUACGAAGUCUGGAAAAUUAGAAGCUUUCUUUUAAUCUGUGUUGAUUUUGACUUGAAUUAAUUAUUCUCUGAAAUUCAGCGCUGGGUGCCUACCUUCGAUGUUCCGCAUAACACCGUUUAAUCUCACUGUCCACUUGCGGUUAGUUGCGCUUUGGUUUUUCUUCGUUAGAAAGCUGUCCGCGCGCAUGCCUUUAUGUUUUUUCAGAAAGGGGUGUGUUUGGGUAAAAGUUGAAGAAAAUAAAAUUCUCCACU
Molecule: messenger RNA, 3255 nt
Organism: Ochotona curzoniae (black-lipped pika)
Lineage: Eukaryota; Metazoa; Chordata; Mammalia; Lagomorpha; Ochotonidae
Gene: AGPAT5
Product: 1-acylglycerol-3-phosphate O-acyltransferase 5
Exons: 8
Coding region: 141-1235 (364 amino acids)
Cellular component (GO): mitochondrion; endomembrane system
Molecular function (GO): acyltransferase activity
Source: RefSeq, a predicted model, not a curated record